CGCUGCCUGGCAGUGAUCGAAGACAGCCAUGAGUGGGGACUCUCUGCUCCCGUAUCACACGGCCCAGAGCAGCACCGGGCUGGGCCUGUUCAAAAGCACCAUGGGGGAGCUGCAGCAGCAACUGCACAACGGCGAAUACGACAUUUUCAAGUACGCGCCGAUAUUCGAGAGCGACUUUAUCCAGAUCACGAAGAGGGGACACGUGAUUGACGUGCACAACUGUGACUGCACGGUGACCGUGGGCAUCGCAUCCACCAGCCCCGUCCUCCCACUCCCAGACAUCAUGCUGCUGGCCCGACGGGCCACCGGCUGUGAACAGCACGCUGAGCACAGCCAGCCCACCAAGGGGAAGAGCCACAAGGUUGCCAAGACCUUAGAGCUCACCAGGCUCCUUCCCUUGAAGUUUGUGAGGAUCUCCACGCACGAUCGUGACAAACGACAGCUGCGCGUGAAGUUUGCCACUGGCCGCUCCUUCUACCUGCAGCUGUGUGCCCCUCUGGACGCGCAGGAAGACCUCUUCGCCUACUGGGAAGAGCUGAUUUACCUCCUGCGACCACCAUUGGACGGUCACAGCCGCACCUACGCUGUUCCAGCCGGGGACAUGAUCUGCAGGACUCUGUUCGAGGAGGAGGAGGAGGACGGGAGGAGCCCGGCAGUGGAGGAUUUCCAAGGAGAGUGGGAUGAGGACCAGGUGAGCAUCAGGAGCCUCCACACGCCCUCUGAGGUGGCCGCGGUCGGGUCUGCAGCUUUUGCUGGCGGGGAGGGGAUCCAAUUGGACUCCCACAAGCCCGAUACCAUGUCCGAUGUGGCCACUGCCAAAGCAAAACCUACAGUGCUUGACAAAGAGUCAGCAUCGCGGGCAACGACAAAGGUGGAGACAGCAGAGGUGGCAGGCGGCACCGCAGCGGGUGCUUUGAGCGUGGCAGAGAUCAAGUCUCCUGCCCCCGAAGAGCAGAGCAUGGCCAUAGCAGCCACAGCCAGCAAGGGUCCAGGAGCAAGUAAAACCAACACAGCCACUGGGGGCACUGCGGGGAACAAGACCAUCCAAAAAGCAGCCGGCCCGGGCUCAGGCAGCCGGAGAUUAACCCAGAGCUUCCGAGAAGACUAG
Kogia breviceps (pygmy sperm whale) is the source of this 1108-nucleotide messenger RNA. RefSeq names its product Golgi-associated RAB2 interactor protein 4-like. Gene Ontology annotation, cellular component: nucleus. NCBI's taxonomy places the organism in Eukaryota, Metazoa, Chordata, Mammalia, Artiodactyla, Physeteridae. The record is from RefSeq and is a predicted model, not a curated record.